AUCAGCUGUUACAACAAAAGUCAGGCAGUGUACUUUGGUGUGCUGACUGAUGUAGUACUCCAGUGGUCCUGCUUGGCUCUACACCUGUGAGGUACUCCUGCUAGGCUCUACCCCUCUGAGUUGAUGACUGGCGUGUCUUGCCACAAGUGAGCCACAGAAUUUGGAAUCUCAGCAACAAGAACGACAAAAAUAAUUCAUUUUCGCUGGAAAGGAAGCAAUCUUGCCUCAACAGAGGUCAAACUGACAGGAAGGCGGGUCACACUCUCGGGAGCAGAGGUCACAGCGAUGGUGAAAACAGUGUCUUCAGCACCAGGGUCGGCAGAGCAAGGGGAGUUGACAGUGUCGGACUUGCUAGCUUUUAAGAUCAAAGGAGGAGAGCUCACAGACAAUCAAAUAAAUUUCCUUGCCAGAGCCAUCACUGACAGGACUAUGGACGACUGUCAGCUAGGUUCGGUGAUGUGUUGGCCUGAGGACUGGUUGGUGGCAGACAAGCACAGUACUGGUGGUGUGGGAGACAAGGUGUCCCUGGCACUGGCACCAGCUUUGGCGACCCUGGGUCUCAAGGUGCCUAUGAUCAGUGGUAGAGGACUUAGUCACACCGGUGGCACUCUUGACAAGCUAGAAAGCAUUCCAGGUGAAGUUAAAUUGUAUUAA
Cherax quadricarinatus is the source of this 654-nucleotide messenger RNA. NCBI's taxonomy places the organism in Eukaryota, Metazoa, Arthropoda, Malacostraca, Decapoda, Parastacidae. The record is from RefSeq and is a predicted model, not a curated record.